AUGCUGAAACAGAGCUUUUCUUCGCUUUUCAGAAAACCCCUGACCGCAGGCUGGACUUGCGCAAGUUGUCGCAAACAACUAGUACUUCCUGGACCCAACGUCUUCCGUAAGCCCAUUCCCCGGCAAUAUGGCAGCGCAGCAGGACCCUCGCCUACCGCCCCAAAGGUGAAAUCGCGGCGACGGACAGCAGUGCUCUUGGCGACUAGCGGCGGAGCGGCAACGGCCCUGUACCUAUCGUUCGGGGACGACAUCAAGAGCGGAUGCCAAGCGGCUGUGCGGACCGGGAGGGUGGCCUCAACACUUGUUCUUUGCAUUAAUGAUUACCGGACCACACUGAAUCAGCGAGAUGGGAUCCAAGACGCAGAGGAGAGGGAGAUCGUUCUCAAGGCUUGCCAUAAGCGAUGCGCCUUGAGGACGCUAAGGGUGCUUGAGAAAAAUGGCGGAAUAUUCAUCAAGCUCGGGCAACACCUGAGUGCCAUGAACUACCUCCUUCCCGCGGAAUGGACGACGACCUUCAUACCCCUUCAAGACAAGUGCCCGGUGUCUUCGUUCGAGUCGAUUGAGGAAAUGUUCAAGAGGGAUACCGGCGAGGAGUUAUGGGACUACUUCUCCGAGUUCUCGCGAGAGCCUAUCGGAGCUGCAUCCCUUGCACAAGUCCAUCUGGCGACAAUCAAGGAGACAGGGCAAAAGGUGGCGGUGAAAGUUCAGCAUCCGAGCCUAAAACAAUUCGCAAGGUUGGACAUGUCGCUCACCAGCUUCACCUUUUCGGCACUCAAGCGCUUCUUUCCCGAGUACGACCUAGAGUGGCUGUCGUCCGAGAUCGAGGUCUCACUACCGCAGGAGCUGAACUUCCAAUGCGAGGCGGCGAACGCCAUUCGUACGAAGGACUAUUUUUCCCGCAUCCCUGAGAUACCUCUCGUUAUCCCCGACGUGAUCUGGGCCAAGAAGCGCAUCCUCGUCAUGGCUUGCGAGACGGGGCGUCGCCUCGACGACCUCUCGUAUCUCGAUUCGAAUGGGAUUGACCGUGACGAGGUGUCCGCCACGCUGGCGCGUAUAUUCAACGAGAUGAUUUUCGGCGACGGAGCGCCGUUGCACUGCGACCCGCACGGUGGCAACAUCGCGAUCCGCAAGAACGAGGCACGGCGAGGAGCCAAUUUUGACAUCAUCCUCUACGAUCACGGCUUGUACAGGGACAUACCGCAGGCGCUGCGGCGCUCGUACGCAAAAAUGUGGCUCGCCGUGAUCGACGGCGACAUGGAACGGAUGAAGAAGUACGUGGGCGAAGUGGCGGGCGUCGGCGAGGACAAGUUCCCGCUGUUCGCCUCGGCCAUCACCGGGCGGGAUUUCAGCGUGGUGAGCUCGUCCAUCAUGAAGCCCAGGGACCCAAGCGAGCAAAAGACUAUGAGCGGGGCGCUGCAGGAGGGUCUGCUCGUGGACCUGGUGCAGAUGCUGGGCCAGGUGCCGCGCAUCAUCCUCCUCAUCCUCAAAACCAACGAUCUCACUCGCAGCCUGGACGAGAACCUGCAGACGCGGCAGGGUCCCGUGCGGCAGUUCCUCAUCCUGGCGCAGUACUGCAUGCGGACCGUGUACCACGAGCAACUCGAUGAGAUCCGCCACCGCGGGUCGCUGUACUGGCCGCCCAACGCGCUCCGCGUGUUUGCGGCCUGGUUGGGGCUCGUGAGGGUGCGCUUGAAGCUGGAGGCGUUUGAGCUGUGGAUCAGCAUCAAGCGCAUGUGUGGUUAUCAGAACGGGAUAUACUUGGGUGGGAUGGCAUAG
Canariomyces notabilis is the source of this 1776-nucleotide messenger RNA. Its product is annotated as ABC1-domain-containing protein. NCBI's taxonomy places the organism in Eukaryota, Fungi, Ascomycota, Sordariomycetes, Sordariales, Chaetomiaceae. The record is from RefSeq and is a predicted model, not a curated record. The transcript is spliced from 2 exons. Bases 1 to 1776 code for a protein of 591 amino acids.